Molecule: messenger RNA, 363 nt
Organism: Paramecium octaurelia
Lineage: Eukaryota; Ciliophora; Oligohymenophorea; Peniculida; Parameciidae
Source: the annotation of a GenBank genome assembly
AUGGAUCAAAACAUUCUUACAGAGAUUAUCAAUUGCUAUGUGGAAGGACUUAUAUAUUAGAAAAUGGGGGAUAAGAGUUAAGCACUUAAAAAAAAUGGCAAGACAAUUGAAUUGAAUUCUAAAAACCCUUUGUCAUAUUAUUUAAGAGUUUAUUAGAAUAUUCUAUUGACUAGGAAUUCUAUAGAGCGAAAUAGGAAAUAAGGAUCAGGCCCUAAUAGAUUAUAAUAAUAGUAUAGCAUUGGAUCCUAAUAAUUCGAAUGCAUUUACUAACAGAAGUAAUUAAGCUAAUAAGUGUAAAAGGUGCUCAUUUAAAAGAACUUAAUUAAAAUGAUAAAUCAUUUAAGAUUACAAUAAGGCGCUUGA